AUGAGCGACAGGAGAGCUUCACCGCCUCGCCGUUCCGGGGUCAGGGACUACGAACGCGAACGCGACCGCGACCGCGACCGCGACUGGCGAUCCGGCUCCUCGCGCUACCGCGAUGCACCGCCGCCUUCCUCGUCCUCUUCACGGCCCUACGGGGGCGGGGAGAGGGGUGGACCACCGCCGUCUUCGAGCAGCAGGCACAAGAGGAGCGUCAGCCCGCCGUACGCUCGCGAUGGACACGAUCGGAGCCGCGGCGGAGGGGAUCGCGCGAGGGGCGACGACGAUCGAUACCGCUCUGCACGCGAUGGACGCGGGAACGACCGCCACGACGGCAGGGACCGCGAUCGCGAGCGGGAUCGAACUCGUCACGAUGGUGGUAGAUCAGGUCGUCCCCCUCCGGCACCGUACGAGGACUCUGCCCCACCGCCGUCAAGGGAGCACGACAGGUAUCGCGAGAGGAGGAGAAGCCGUAGCCGCAGCCGAUCGCCGGCACGACACAGGUCAAGAGGCGAUGAUGCGGAUCCGGGCAGGGAUCGCGACCGUCGCAGAGACCGCGAUCAUGAUCACGAUCGGGAGCGCGCUUCGAGCAAGGAAGAAGCCGGGCAGCCAGAGGACGGCGAGGUGGAAGAUACCGGCGAUGCGGCCGCAGGGCCGUCCGAAGAGGACAUGAUGGCCAUGCUGGGCUUUGGCGGCUUCGGCACCACAAAGGGCAAGAAGGUGGCCGCCAACGAGGCCGGCGCCGCCGAGGUGAAAAAGGAGCGGACGUGGCGGCAGUACAUGAACCGCAAGGGAGGCUUCAACCGACCGCUCGACAAGAUCUGA
Pseudozyma flocculosa PF-1 is the source of this 819-nucleotide messenger RNA. RefSeq lists its product as uncharacterized. NCBI's taxonomy places the organism in Eukaryota, Fungi, Basidiomycota, Ustilaginomycetes, Ustilaginales, Ustilaginaceae. Gene Ontology annotation, biological process: RNA splicing. The record is from RefSeq and is a predicted model, not a curated record. The coding region runs from base 1 to 819 and encodes 272 amino acids. The transcript is spliced from 3 exons. Gene Ontology annotation, cellular component: precatalytic spliceosome.